AUGGAUCCAGAUAGGCCGGUCGAAGAGGAGGAAGACAUGACCUUCGAGGAAACAGCAUUUCUGGACAAGCUAGCUGUAAUGGCGGAGGAGCGCCAGCGAGCAAUGAGGAAGAAGCCGUUCCGGCCAGUCAGCAGCACGAUAAGCGUGCUCUUGCGGCUCUUCAUCUGGUACUCGAUCUUUAUAGCCCUAUUUCGAUGCCCGUCGUCUCUCUCCGAGCUUGAUGAUGAAUCUCCGCGAGUGUGCCAGCCUUACAUAGUCGCAAAAACACGCCUCGAGCCUUACAUAGCGCCUUACUACAACAAGUACGCCGCUGAACACGUCGAACAUAUCAAGCCAUAUGCACAAUCGCUUUACGAGACGGCUGAGAAGGUGUACACCCCAACGGCACAGUUCUCAAAGGAUAUUUAUCAGGGCCAUGUAUCUGUUUACGUGGAGCGGGCGGUGGACCUUGCAAAGUCACAGUGGAGCCAGAAAGUAUCGCCACACACCGACCCUCUGCAGGCGCAGGCUAUCGAAUACUACAACUCGUCUAUCGAUCCUCGCGUCAAGUCGGUGAAGUCGAUUGCCAUCCCGUACCUUCAGGUAGCCGCUGGAUAUAGCGUUUACAUCAACAACAACUACGUCAUCCCAGCGUAUGUACGCUCUCGUCCAGUGAUUCGCCGGGUCUGUGCAACCAUCUAUGACUUUGUCGUUACAACCAUUGCGCCAUACAUACAGGAAGCAUGGUCUACCCUUAUUGUCUUCCUUAAGGGUACAGUUCGGCCCUAUAUCGCCGCCCUUUACUCGGAGAACGUGGAGCCUCAGCUUGUCAAAAUCGGAGAGAAGCUCGCAAGCUACCGCGAGGGACGAACGAUUCAGCAAGUCAAUCUAGAAACUACCAGUCCAAUAGUCCACGAGCCUACGACAACUAAGUCAUCUACGCAGAGCUCUGUUGAAUCAAAGACAAAGGCUACACGAGCCUCGUAUGUGGAGCCUCCUGCUGCUACCAAGCUGGCCCCAGCUCAGCAAAACGAGCUCGCGCGAGAAAAGAUUUCCACAGAUCUCAAGGCCUGGAAGGAAAGGACUGCAGGCUUGGCCAGUAAAGGACUUGAACAUGUCCGAACGCACGUUCCCCAGGUAAUUGAGGAUAUUGCGCGCCAGGAGAAGCCAUCAGGAGAGAACAUUCUUUCUUCCUUGAAGUCUGUUGUCGAUGAACAGCUACAUGCGUUAACGCAGGAGCUAUACGCCAUCAUACAGGCAAUUCCCGAGGAAUAUACGAAAGAAGAUGAAGAGAAAGCCCAGGAUGCAUUCCUACAGCAGCUGAGACAGUCUAGUCUUGCCAUCAGAGGCACCGCACAUUCACUUCGUCUCUGGUUCAGCAAGUAUCAAGAAAUGCUCACAAAUGCCGUCUCCAACACAAUCAACGCCACACUCGACGUCCUUGAGAACGCCCGCGCGCUCGGUCUACAGGAAAUCGGAAUGCGCUGGACGGCCAUAGACGGUGUCACGUACAAGGAUUGGGCAAGCUACUACGCUUUGAAAUCAGAUCUCGGGGAAUGGAAAGAUGAAAUCCGACAGGCCGGAUUACAGCACGACAGCUUCGUUUUGGCCAAGGAUGAUGGCGAGACCAUUGUUGCACGGGGGAUGGACAUUGCAGUGGAUGCUGCACAGCAGCUGGCGCAAAUACGGUCGAUUGGCAAGCUAAAGAUCGAGGCUGGAGACACGAGCAAGGGCCUUAACGUCGACCACAUCAAUGAUGAGUUGAUAGAGAACAGGAAGAAGUACAUGAUUACCAGUGUUACAUCUACUCCUGCUGUUACGCCUACUCCGUUAGAGAUAUCUGAUAGCUCCGAAUUUCCUGUUUCUAGCGAGCCAUCCACGAGCUCUAUAGCUGAGAGCCUUGAGGCUGAGAUCGAGACUCCGCGGGUCGAAGAAUAUACCGGUGAGCAGCCAAAAGCUGCUUUACUAGAUGACGAGACUAUUCAGUCGGACGAGACCCUGGGGCCCGAACCGGCCCCUGAGGCUUCCGUUAUCCUCGACGAGACCGCAGCUGCAGAAUUAUCCGAUGAAUCUUCACCCGAGCCUACAUCUACGGUAGAAGAGCCUGCCGCUUCAGACCCGGCCGGUGCUGCAGAAUCAUAUCUAGACGAGGUUAUAGAUAGUAUUGAGCAGGAGCAGGAGCAGUUGCACGUCGACCAAACAUCUCAGGAAGACACCAUCCAGGCUGACGAAGCUAUCACUUUGGGUACUAACCCAGUCUCAUCUACUAUUGAAACCAAUGACGAAGCCGCGGCCGAAGUUGAAGUCGAAGUCGAAGCUGAAGCACCAGUAUUCGUGACCCAAGCCAUUGACGAUUUGAAACCAGAGGAGCAAGAAGAUACCUCCAGCACAGCCAUCGAGCCUACUCCACCUACAUCCACAUCUCCAGUUGAACCCAUUGACCUCCAUGAGAUGGUCGGCUCAGCAACAGAUGAGAUAAACUCACUCGUCGGCUCUGCAAAGGCCGGUCUUGAGAAGACUCCCAUGCCUAACGACAAGGCCAGCACUCUGCUCAAAGAUGCAAGCACCAGGCUCGGCGAUGUGGUCUCAUCCGUGCAAUCCUCGAUCAGCUCUCUCGAAGCCAUGCCGCCAUCUGAGCCUACCGCACCCGAACAACGCCGUGAACACAUCAGAGAUGAAAUUGCCAAACUGACUGCUGCCCUGGAAGCUGCCCAGGCGGCUUUGCUUGAGCUGUAUCAACCAGACAGGCCAGAGCAGACGCAGGAGCCUACUCCCGGCGAACCCAUCCACGGCUAUUAA
This is a messenger RNA of Nannizzia gypsea CBS 118893, 2778 nucleotides long. RefSeq lists its product as hypothetical. NCBI's taxonomy places the organism in Eukaryota, Fungi, Ascomycota, Eurotiomycetes, Onygenales, Arthrodermataceae. Gene Ontology annotation, biological process: protein transport. The transcript is spliced from 3 exons. The record is from RefSeq and is a predicted model, not a curated record. The coding region runs from base 1 to 2778 and encodes 925 amino acids.